Messenger RNA from Platichthys flesus (European flounder), 7728 nucleotides. It is a transcript of the gene ncoa6, whose product is annotated as nuclear receptor coactivator 6. Lineage: Eukaryota; Metazoa; Chordata; Actinopteri; Pleuronectiformes; Pleuronectidae. Gene Ontology annotation, cellular component: nucleus; histone methyltransferase complex; transcription regulator complex. Gene Ontology annotation, biological process: positive regulation of transcription by RNA polymerase II. The transcript has 17 exons. The coding region runs from base 165 to 7385 and encodes 2406 amino acids. The record is from RefSeq and is a predicted model, not a curated record.
AGUACUUCCCCUUUAGCCGGGUUGACGUCGUUUCGCCUCUGCCUUGAAUGUGAUUCAUGUUUUGUUAGCUAAUCUUGCUAGCAGAUGUCGACUGGUUUGACUCGUGUUCAGAUGAAUAUAUGUGCAUAACACGGUUCAAACGCCACUCCUAGUAAGAGGGGAGGAUGGCACAUCGACACACCCCACCUGAGCUGUCCCAGCGGACAGAGUGCCUGGAAGCGGAUAAUGAUUCCGACAGGGACUCUGGUGUUGGGGAUGAUGCUGGAGAGGAUGCAUACAGUUGCCAUGGAAGCCCAGUAACAGAAGAGGAGCAAGACAACACGCAAGAUGGCAUGGAAGAACACAGCGGGAUGGCAGACCAUUUUACAGUUUUCGUUGCCUUUCAAGGGAAUAUGGAGGAUGAGGAUUUUACACAGAAACUUGACACUGUCCUCAGAGGGAUCCCUAACAUGCUUGACAUGGCCUCUGACAGGCUGAAACCCCAGCAUGUGGAGCCGUGGAACAGUGUGCGGGUUACCUUCAACAUUCCUCGGGAUGCAGCUGAGCGACUUAGACUUUUGGCCCAGAACAACCAGCUGCAGCUCAGAGAAUUGGGGAUUCUCUCUGUGCAGAUAGAAGGGGAAGGGGCCAUCAAUGUGGCUAUGGGACCAAAUCGAGGACAAGAAGUGAGAGUGAAUGGACCAAUUGGAGCACCUGGUCAGAUAAGAAUGGAUGUCGCCUUUCCGGGUCAGCCUGGUCCAGGAGUAGUCAGGAUGGCUAAUCCACAGAUGGUUCCCCCUGGUCCUGGCAUGGCAGGUCAGGCCAUGCUACCUGGCAGCAGUGGACAGAUGCACCCUCGUGGUUCAAGACCAUCUUCACAGACAGACGUAAUGGACCCAAUGAUGCCUGGUAUGCCAGUUCAGCAGCAACAGCAGCUUCAGCACCAACAAGUUGGUCCCCAUGGUCCAGGCCCCAUGCCUCCUCAGGCUGCCCAUCACAUGCAGACUCUGCAGGUAGGAAGACCACUUAACCCUGCUGCACUGCAACAGCUACAACAACAGCAUCACCAACAGCAACAGGCCCAGCAGCAAGCUCAGCUCUCCCAGCUUGGACCCAGACCUCCAUUCAACCCAUCAGGCCAGAUGGCCGUACCUCCUGGCUGGAACCAGUUGCCCGCUGGGGUUCUCCAGCCUCAAGGCUCUCAAGGCCCAGGCCCUGCCUGGAGAAAGCCCCCACCCCAAGCACAAAUGUUACAACGGCCACCUUCCCUUGCUACAGUGCAGACUCCAAGCCACCCUCCACCCCCUUAUCCAUUUGGCAGCCAACAGGCUGGGCAGGUAUUCAAUACCAUGGGACAGGGUCAAUUACAGCAACAACAGCAGCCAGGAAUGGGCCAGUUUGCAGCCCCUCAGCCUAAAGGCCUACAGGUUGGCCCGGGUGGUGUUGUAGGACAGCCUAGACCCCCUCCACCCCUUCCAUCAGCUUCUGGACCACAGGGCAACCUCACCGCCAAGUCCCCUGGUUCCUCCUCGUCUCCUUUUCAACAGGGUUCACCUGGGACUCCUCCCAUGAUGGCUCAGAGACCCACAACUCCACAGGGUUUUCCUCAGGGUAUUGGUUCACCAGGAAGAGCAGCGCUUGGCCAACAGGGUAACAUGCAACAAGGAUUCAUGGGAAUGCCCCAGCAUGGUCAGCCUGGGGCCCAAGUUCACCCAGGCAUGCCAAAGCGUCCAAUGGGCUUUCCAGCGCAAAACUUUGUCCAAGGACAGGUGAGUGUCAGCGCUCCAGGAACGCCUGGUGGAGGAGCCCCUCAGCAGCUACAGAGCAGCCAAGCCAUGUCUCACCCAGGAGCUCAACCUUCGACACCAAACUCAAUGCAAGGUCCAGUCCAUGUCCAACCCAAUGUCAUGGGUGUACAAAGUAGUAUGGCAGGUCCGCCCCCUUGUACAACUGCUGGGCCUAGUAUGGGCCAGCAACAGCCUGGCCUCCAGACCCAGAUGAUGGGCCUCCAGCAUCAGGCCCAGCCCGUGUCCUCCUCCCCCAGCCAGAUGGUUCAAGGCCAGGGUGGAGGUCAGACUGUCCUCUCAAGGCCCAUCAAUCAAGGGCAGAGAGGAGGAAUGACCCCACCCAAGCAGAUGAUCCCUCAACAAGGCCAGGGGGUGAUGCAUGGGCAAGGUCAGAUGGUUGGAGGCCAAGGGCACCAGGCCAUGCUCCUGCAGCAACAGCAGCAGCAACAACAGCAGCAACAAAACUCAAUGAUGGAACAAAUGGUUGCCAACCAGAUGCAAGGCAACAAGCAGGCAUUUGGAGGCAAGAUGCCACCUGGGGUCAUGGCUGGCCAGAUGAUGCGUGGCCCUUCCCCAAACGUUCCAGGUAACAUGGUUCAGUUCCAGGGCCAGGUUGGCCCUCAGCAGAUGACUCCACAACAGCAGCAGCAAAUGGCCCAACUCCAACAACAGCAGUUACAACAGCAGCAACAGCAUCAGUUGCAACAGCUUCAGCAGCAACAACAACACCAGCAAAUGAACCAGCAACAGCCCCAACAGGUCCCUAUUCCUGGAAAUCCUAAUCAAGCUAUGGGCAUGCAUGGGCAACAGAUGAGACUUCCUGCUGGUCACCCUCUUAUCCAACAACAGUUGCAACAGCAGCAGUUACAGCAGCAGCAGAAACAGCAGCAGCAGCAGCAGGUCUUGUUGCAGCAACAACAACAGCAACAACAACAGCAGCAACAACAACAACAACAACAACAAGCAGUUCAACAGCAUCCACAUCCUCUGGGAGAUCCCAAUAAUGGUACAGGGGACUUAGGGGUCCAACAAAUGGUUCCUGAUAUGCAGGCACAACAGCAACAAGGCAUGAUGGGGGGUCCUCAGCACAUGCAGAUGGGAAAUGGACACUUUGCAGGUCAUGGUAUGAACUUUAACUCCCAGUUCCCAGGCCAGAUGCCAAUGGUAGCAGCCUGUGGACAGCAAGGUGGGUUUCCUGUGAGUAAAGAUGUUACACUGACCAGUCCACUGCUGGUCAACCUACUGCAGAGUGAUAUCUCAGCCAGUCAGUUUGGACCAGGAGGCAAACAAGGAGCAGGAGGAGGUAAUCAAGCCAAACCCAAGAAAAAGAAGCCUGCACGAAAGAAGAAGCCCAAAGAGGGAGAGGGACAACAGCAAGUAGAGGGACCUGGUGGUCUUGAUGUGAAUGCUGGCAUUGAGGAUUCAGAAUUGCCAAAUCUGGGUGGAGAACAGAAUUUGGGCUUAGACAACUCUGGCCCAAAACUCCCUGAUUUUGCUAACAGGCCUGCUGGCUUUCCUGGCCAACCUGGAGAACAGAGAGUAUUGCAGCAGGUGCCCAUGCAGUUUAUGCAGCAGCAGCAGCAACAACAGCAACAGCAGCAGCAGCAGCAGCAGCAACAACAGCAGCAGCAACAACAACAACAACAACAACAACAACAAAUACAGCACUUGCAGCAGCAGCAGAUACAGCAACAGCAAAUGCAGCAGCAGCAACAAAUGCAACAACAACAACAACAACAGCAGCAGCAGCAGCAACAACAGCAGCAGCAGCAACAACUACAGCAGCAACAACUACAGCAGCAGCAGAUGCAGCAGCAACAGCAGCAGAUGCAACAGAUGCAGAUGCAGGGUCUCCAGAAUGCUCAAGGGCAGCAGGGGAUGACUGGGCCGCAGAAUUCAGGUCAAGGCCAGCCCCAGAUGCACCCUCAUCAGCUACAGCAACAGCAACAGCAACAGCAACAGCAGCAGCAGCAGAAGCAGCAGCAGCAGCAAACACAACAGCCACACCUUCAACAGCAGCAGCAGCAGCAGAUGAUGAUGAUGAUGAAGAUGCAGCAGGAGCAGGCAAAAAAUCGCAUGUCAAUCCCACCAGGAGGACAGCUCCCUCCGCGGGGCAUGGGCAAUCCAUCUGAGGUGCAAAGGCUUCCUGUCUCACAGCAAGGUAACAUGCCUGUAAUGAUCAGUCUUCAAGGACAUGGAGGGGUACCACAGUCGCCCGACAAAGCAAGAGGGAUGCCCUUAAUGGUGAACCCACAGCUUGCAGGCACUGCACGGAGAAUGUCUCAUCCUGAGGUAGGGCAGGGUACCCAAGGCAAUGGAUCUGAAGAGGUCUCUGCAGGGGCUCAUCCUAAGCAGGAAAGGCCUGGUGGCCAAGAGAUGGGGGUGCAGCCUGGAAAUGGGACACAACAGAUGAUGGUUAACCAAGGCCCCAACACUCACAUGAUGAAGCAAGGCCCCGGCCCAUCACCAAUGCCCCCACAUACUGUAGCCAGUCCCCAACAGCAGUUACCCACUCAACCUCAACAAGGAGGGCCAAUGCCUGGACUUCAUUUCCCUAAUGUCCCCACAACCUCCCAAAGCUCCAGGCCUAAAACCCCCAACAGAGCUAGUCCCAGGCCAUACCACCAUCCACUUACUCCAACUAAUCGUCCACCCAGUACUGAGCCCUCUGAAAUAAACCUUUCACCUGAGAGGCUAAAUGCCUCAAUUGCAGGACUUUUUCCUCCCAAAAUCAACAUUCCUUUACCACCAAGGCAGCCCAACCUAAACAGAGGAUUUGAUCAGCAAGGUCUUAACCCAACCACCCUGAAAGCCAUUGGUCAGGCCCCUCCUAGCUUAACUCUAUCAGGCAACAACAGUAAUGGCAGUACGGGUGGAAAUAACAGUAACAACAAUCAACAGCCUUUCUCUACUGGCACUGGAGUCCUGGGUGCAGGUACCAAACAGGAAAAGCAGUCUGGAGGGCAGGGUAAGAGGGCAAGUCCUAGUAAUAGUCGGCGUUCAAGUCCAGCCUCUAGCCGCAAGUCUGCUACCCCAAGUCCAGGAAGACAAAAGGCGAAAAAUAUGACAAUCACAUGCCCUCCCCAGCAGCAGCAGUUGGUCAGCCCUCAGGGGCAAACCAUGAUGCUGAGCCCUACCCCGGUACCCCCUAGUCCAGUAUCUAUGCCUUCACAAGUUAGUGGGGCUAUGGAGGCACAACAGACUCAGAGCCCCUUCCAUGGGAUUCAAGGUAACCCUUCUGAGGGAGUUAAAGAAAGCCAGGGAAUGAUGACAGCAGAGCAGAGAAAGGUGCCUCAGCCUCAACCCCAGGCACAUCCUUUGAGAGAGUUGUCAGCCCCCAAAAUGGCAAGUCCUCGUUUCCCUGUGCCUCAGCAGCCAAAACCUGACAUGGAACUGCAAGCUGGCAAAGUUGAAAGGCAAACACUCACGGCCCCUGUGCAGGAUUCUGAGGGCUCACCUGCUCUCAGGGCAGCUCCAACCUCCCUCAACCAGUUACUAGAUAACACAGGUAUCCCAAACAUGCCUCCUCGCCCUAUACAGAAUAAUACUGUUAGGGAUGUCCCGGCGAAGGACAGUCCCAAGUCUGCUUUGGAUCCAGACAAACCACUCCAGGGUAAUUCCCAGAGUACAGAUGCGUCAGCAUCUGUUCCUACUACUGCAACUAUAAAUGAAUCGGAAACCAAACCCAGACCUGCUGUUCCAAUCCCUACCAGUAGUCCUAGUUUGCCACCUGCUUCAAUUCCCAGCUCGCAUCCUAGCACUGUAGUGAACUCCAAUACCACCCCCACCCUUCAUCAAAACCCCAUCAUUAGUCAUGGGGUUAAUCCCAGUCCGAAUGUAAACCCAACAGCUACUCUUUGCAACACCCUCAGUACUAACACUAAUACCACCCCAAUUGUUAGCCCCAACCCAGUCACUUCAGGCCAGAGCAAUUCUGCCUCAGCUAUUAAUGCCAGUUCAAUCUCCAGCUCGGCACUUAACCCAGCCAAUUCGGCUCUAAAAUCAAUCCCAAAUCCUAAAGCUGUGACAAAUGUUAACUCAGUCAUUCAGAUUCCUGCCUCUCCCAGCACCAUUUCCCCCAACCAGAUCACUGUGUUUGUCACCUCUAACACCAUCACCUCUGCCCCCACUCCGCAGGCCCCCACGUCUAUGGUGUCUACCAUGGUUGCGGUACCUAACAAGAAUAUUAGACCUCAGGACAUCAGGCAGCAGACCCCUAUCCCUCGACCUCCUCAGUUCAUCACCACCACCCCUGUAUUUAUUAACCCAAUUUUCCAAGUCCCCAGUGGGUCUGGGGCUCCAAAUACCACAGUGGUAUCACAGGCAGUGACCAUGGUGGGGCCUAUCCAAGUUUCCAAUGCAAAUAUCCAACUUUCUCCUGCCCAAACCUCCACUCAGUCCUCAGUGGCUAACGUGACUAGCACUCAGCUUACCAGAAGUGCUGUGGGACAGGUUCAAAUUGCCAAUUGUGCGCCCUCAUACGCUCAAGUUGGUCCUCUCACAGCACCUCAACAAAUUAACCCUGGUGCUCUUAAAAUCGAAAAUGUAUGUGAGACAGGUUCUGCUCAGAAGUCUAGUCCACCAGUCCAGCAGCCAUCUCCACAUCCAACCUCAUCAGCCUCAUCUCCCUUUCAGCCCCCCGUGGCAUCUCCACCUCCCUGCUCAAGUCCUGGGGCUCUGAACACCGUUCGAAAAAGCCCCAUGCCUCCAUCUCCCACUGCCCAAGUCAAAAGUAAACCUGGACAGGCUGCUGCAGCUGUUUCUGGUGGAGCUGACUCGCAUCAGAAUCCUACGGAAAUGCCAGCACAGGGGCCCACAGUGGCUGUGCCACCACCAGUCUGUCAUCCAACUGCUAGUCCUGCCAUUCAGAUUGAAGCACCAACUUCCCAUCCCAUUCCUGCUGCGUCAGACAACAUUGCACCAACUGUACUCUCUUCUCCAAUCCCAGCUUCGGACCAGGUUGCGGUUACUACCCAGAUUGUAAGCCAGGCCCCAGUUCCUACAGCAGCUCCAGUCCCAGGCCCAGCACAGACUGUAACUUCUCAAGCGCCUGUUGUCACUUUAGUUGGUUCUACCACAGACGUUGCUUCUACUACCUUGCUGUCUACGGUUGCUUCUGUGGAAAGUCCCAUGCCGUCCAUUGUUCCAAUUGUUACUGCAUCUGGGCCUGUUCAGGAGGUUACUCCCACCACAACCUCUCCAGCUGCUAACCCCAGUGCAGUAAUGCCAGUUCAGUCUGACCCCCCAGCCAUGGAGCCUCCCACACCGCCAGUGGCCACACCUAAUGAAACCACUCAGACCACUCCAGCACCUGUUCAACAAGAGGUCCCACAGUCCCAGGAACCUGUUGCCAGUGAGAAGACGAGUGAAGAGGUCUCGACAGGUUCUGAGCAAGGAUGGGCAAAGAAAAGAAAGACGCCCAUCAACUUAGUCCCAAGAGCUGCCGUGGAGAAACCCAAGGGACCGAGCAGACGCAGCUCCCGGGCAGAGAAGGAGGUGGAGGAGGAGCCGGUGGCAGACAGUGGCAUUAGGAAGAGAUCGGCCAGGCCUGGCACAAGCGCUGCGGUAAAAGAAACUGGAGCCAGCCCCACCCAAGCCAAACGAAGGAAGUCUAAAUAGGCACAACUGCAGUUGUGUACUGUACUGUACUGUAAAUUGUGUUUUUCGCUGUGAAUCAUUUGAUAUCGGUUUCUUUGUCCUAGAUUAUGAAUUGUCAAUGGAGAAAGAAACUAUGUACAGUGUGUUUUAAAAAUAAUUAUGCUAUCGUUUUGUCCAUGCUAUUAUUUGAGAUUGUAGCUAGAAUGUGUGCAUACAUUGUGUUUCGUGUGAAUGUGCUUUUUAUAUUAAAUGCUGGAUUAAUCCUGUGAAGACUGAUCAUGGAGCUUGUUAUGAUUGUAUAAUUAUGCUGUAAAACUGAAUUAAAUUUUCUACUGCUUUUGGUCUGUGGAACCGUGUAACGUGA